Molecule: messenger RNA, 333 nt
Organism: Penicillium brevicompactum
Lineage: Eukaryota; Fungi; Ascomycota; Eurotiomycetes; Eurotiales; Aspergillaceae
Product: vacuolar ATPase assembly integral membrane protein VMA21
Exons: 3
Coding region: 1-333 (110 amino acids)
Biological process (GO): vacuolar proton-transporting V-type ATPase complex assembly
Cellular component (GO): endoplasmic reticulum membrane
Source: RefSeq, a predicted model, not a curated record
AUGUCUUCCCGUCGUCCCCAUAAUGAGUCCUACGCCGAUGUGGCGGCGAAGCCUGCCCCGAAGCCUGCCCCGAAAGGCAAGUCCGACGUCACUCCAGCGGUCCCCGCAGAUGUGAUCUAUAAGUUGCUCGGCUUCACCGCCGCCAUGGUUGCGGGGCCGAUUGGCAUGUACUUCCUGACCUUGAACACGAUCUUCAGCGGAAGCUCAACGCUUGCCGGUGCCACCGCGGCCGUGACCGCGAACGUGGUCUUGUUCGCCUACAUCUACGUGGCGUGGCUCGAAGACCAAGGGGACCAAAAAGCGUCCAAGGAAGACUCCAAGAAGGCGCAAUAA